AUGCAGCUCUCCGUCUUCGCCGUUGUUGCCUUUGCCGCCGUCGCGCUGGCCAACCCCCUCUCUGCUCCCAAGGCCGCCAUCCGCGCCAGGCAGCAACCUCCCACCAACCCCAACGCCAUCGUGAGCGGCCCCGCUGUCAACCAGCCCGCCAUGACUGACCGCAACGGCAACGUCAUCAACUUCGACAGCACCAAGGUUUACCUCGCCGCCAAGGAAGCCGGUCUCUAA
Molecule: messenger RNA, 228 nt
Organism: Scedosporium apiospermum
Lineage: Eukaryota; Fungi; Ascomycota; Sordariomycetes; Microascales; Microascaceae
Exons: 2
Coding region: 1-228 (75 amino acids)
Source: RefSeq, a predicted model, not a curated record